UAAACGUGAUGCUAUUGUGCGCGAUUUUUUCGACUUUAAUUUCGAAAAACAUGAAUCAAAGUGUAAAAUCUGCAACAGCCCUUUUAAGGGCUCAUACUUUACAAACUUAAGGAGGCAUCUUCUAGACCGGCAUGCCGAAGCUUACUCAUCUGAGUUAAGCCAGCAGAGCAGUGAGCCCGUGGAAAAGAAAAAAAAAAUUGUCAUAAAGAUGUCGCCCAGUGAAGUGAAAGAGGCUUGCGUGCAGUUUGUGACGGACGAAAAAUUGCCAUUUAAAAUGUUUGAUUCUGCACCUUUUAAGACCUUGACGGAGCAAAUUUUUAAGGGGUUGGAAAUGACUCCCGUAACAGCGCGGAAUGUUAUGCAGCAUGUGUCGGAGAAGUAUGAACGCGAAAAGGCCUUGUUAAUAAGCCGUCUAAAAAAUAAGGUCGUUUCGCUGAAAAUUGACAUCGCUUCAAGGCAUUCCAAAGGCAUACUGGGCUUAAACGUGCAAUAUUAUCAUAAUAAAGCCAUUGAGAUCAAGACGUUAGGUGUUAUUGAGCUGCAUCAAAAACAUACUGGGCUCAAUUUGAGCAGUGAAAUUGAAAAUAUUUUGGCAGAUUUUUCAAUUUCUAAGCAGCAAAUUUAUACCAUCACGUCCGACAAUGGCAAAAAUAUUUUGAAGGCAAUAGAGCAUUUAAAUGAAGACCCCGAAAGUGCGCUUAGCUCCGAGGAUGAAAAUGAGGAGCUAGUGCAAGAAGUAAGAAUUUUUUCCAUCGCUUCUAUACGAUGUGCUGCUCACUCCUUGCAACUGGCCGUCAAAGAUUUUUUAAAUAACGAUGAGAGGAGCGAAAUUGUGGAAAACGCCCGAAAACUGGUGAAGACAUUGCGAACACCGACUUUCAGGUUAGCAAUUGCUGCAACAUCGUUACCGCUGCCCAUAAAUGAUGUGCCAACAAGGUGGAGCUCGACAUACGAGAUGCUGAAAAGUGUAUGCAUUUACGAGGAAUUCAUACACCAACACUUGCCACCAAUUCGCCAAUUCGCACUGCUGUCUGUGCUGGAGCCGAUAUCCGUGGCUACCAAAAAAUUGCAGAGCGAACAGCUUUAUUUUGGCGACUUUUUCAAGCUUUUGUUGGAGACAAAACUAAUGAUUAAUUCUAUGAGCAGCAAUAUUCAUAGGGAAGAUCUUGUCAAAAGCUUAGAGAGUCGAGAGAAUAAUCUUGUAACGAAUGAAGUUAUUCUUUCUGCAAUUUAUUUGGAUCCCAGACUUCGGCGGAUUAUAGUUAAAAAUCCGAUUCAGCUGGCAGCCGCGAGGAAUCAUUUGUUGGGACUGAUGCGAAAAAUACUUGCAAUAAGUAGACCAGAAAACCCAAUCUAUGAAGACCGAAUAGUAGCUGAUUCUGCUACGUCUGAAGCAUCUUUUUCACAACCGAACGAUUGCCCUGAACUAACGUCCCAGAGUACAUGCUCAUUAUUAAAUGAUUAUUUAAAUUCAUUUGCGGUGAGCUCUGGAAGCGAAGACUCUGAGGACGAUGAUGAACCCGAGCUAAAAUUGGAUAAAUAAUAAAUGGAUAUUCACCGAAGCCCAUAGAUCCAAGCGUGAAUAUCAUGAGCUAUUGGGAGUCGAAAAAAUUCACGUAUCCACGCUUGUACCGUCUGGCUCAGGUAGUACUUGCUGUGCCUGCUACGCAGGUAUCGGUUGAAAGGGCAUUUUCGGCCCUUAAAUUAGUAAUUACUGAUCUAAGAUGCAACCUUG
Messenger RNA from Drosophila eugracilis, 1735 nucleotides. RefSeq lists its product as uncharacterized. The transcript is spliced from 3 exons. Bases 209 to 1543 code for a protein of 444 amino acids. The record is from RefSeq and is a predicted model, not a curated record. Lineage: Eukaryota; Metazoa; Arthropoda; Insecta; Diptera; Drosophilidae.